This is a messenger RNA of Penicillium canescens, 615 nucleotides long. RefSeq names its product GNAT family N-acetyltransferase. Bases 1 to 615 code for a protein of 204 amino acids. The transcript has a single exon. Lineage: Eukaryota; Fungi; Ascomycota; Eurotiomycetes; Eurotiales; Aspergillaceae. The record is from RefSeq and is a predicted model, not a curated record. Gene Ontology annotation, molecular function: acyltransferase activity, transferring groups other than amino-acyl groups.
AUGCCGGCAACCCAAGAACCAGCGCCCUUCCCGACCAACUUCACCAUAAAAACCGCCCGCCUCCAAAUAAGCCCCUUCAACUGCACAGACACAACCCACUGCAAUUUCUUAGUCGAACUCUGGAACACAGAGGACUUCAUCACCUCCUGCGGCAAAACCUCAAUAGACACCCCGGAAAAAGCAUCCUCAUUCCUCCAACGCCGUGUCUUAGCAGAUUACGCCCGCAAUGGCUACGGCAUGUUCCUAGUCUCGCGCCAAGGCGAAGACGACACGCAAAUCCAUAUUGGAGUUGUUUCCCUUAUGAAGGGAGCACCACCGGGUCCGCAUUAUCUUGCGCCAGAUGUUGGGUAUACUAUCCUACCCCAGGAAAGUGGCAAGGGGUAUGCGACUGAGGCUGCGAAGGGGUUAUUGGAGUACGCACGUGCGGAGCUUGGAAUUGAUGCUGUUUUCGGAUUUUGUGCCGCGGAUGAUAAGCGGAGUGGUAGGGUUUUGGAGAAGAUUGGGCUUGAGGCUAGAGGAGUUAAGGCUUUGAGUGUUUUUGGGGGGAAGGAGAGUGCUGUUUAUGCUUCGGCUGGGAUGAGUGUGGAUUUGGGGGUUUAUGGCCUUCAUGACUGA